CCCAAGUCAUUUUGAGUCUCUUCAAAACUAUUCGGAGAACUUACAAAAUCAACCUCUUACUUCAAAAUUGAUCAUCUCCUGGUGCAGAUUCCUUCUUCUAUGCAGCUUUAUUGGACAGACCACAACAUCAUGAAAGCAGUUCAGGAGACUCCACUGCGUCUCCUCCUCCUCGAUAUUUUCUUGCUCUUUUUGCUUCCAUUGGAGGCCACAUCAUCACAAAGAAUACAUGCUGAAGCUCUCAUACAAUGGAAGAACAGCUUUACUUCUUCACCACCUUCUCUGAAUUCAUGGUCGCUCACAAACCUAAACAACCUGUGCAACUGGCCUGCCAUUGUCUGCAACCACAAUACACAAACAGUGUCUGAAAUUCACCUUGCAAACUUCAACAUCACUGCAGCACUAACACAGUUCAACUUCAACAAGUUUCUCGAUCUCACCCAUCUCAACCUCAAUGGCAACAAUUUCUCAGGGCCUAUACCAUCUGCCAUUGGCAACCUCACCAAGCUCACAACCUUGGAUUUGGGAAACAAUAUCUUGGAACGAGAAGUGCCUGCAGAAAUGGGCAAGUUAACGGAGCUUCAGUUUCUAAGUCUCUACAACAACUCUCUCAAUGGUACCAUUCCCUAUCAGCUGGACAAUCUCAAAAAGGUACAAUAUUUGCUUCUUGGAAGGAACAAGUUAGACACUCCUGACUGGUCUAAAUUUUCAGGCUUUCCUUUCUUAACAUACCUUGAUCUUUGUCUGAACAAUUUGGAUUUAGAAUUCCCAGAAUUUAUAUCUGAAUGUAAGAGCUUGACCUUCCUGGAUUUGUCUGAAAAUCUUUUGACUGGCCAAAUACCGAAAUUGGUAGUUACCAACCUGGUCAAGCUUGAAUCUCUCAAUCUCACCGAUAACCGAUUCCAAGGGCCAAUGCCAUAUAACUUUCCCAACCUCAAACACCUUUAUUUGGAAUCGAACGACUUUAGUGGUCCAAUUCCUGAAUAUAUUGGUUUGAUAUCUGGUCUUCAAUUUAUUUACCUUGAUGACAAUUCCUUUGAAGGCAAAAUCCCAUCCUCUGUAGGCCAACUCAGGGAGCUUCAGCACCUCGAUCUUCGAGAGAAUUCCUUGAACUCUUCAAUCCCUUUUGAGCUUGGUAAUUGUACCAACCUCACUUAUUUGGCCUUGGCUGUAAAUAAACUCACUGGGGAACUGCCUCUGUCCUUGUCCAAUCUCAACAGCUUGAUGGAGUUGGGGUUAUCUGAUAAUCUAUUUACCGGGCCAAUCUUGCCUUCUUUAAUCUCCAAUUGGACUGAAUUGAUAUCUUUGCAACUCCAAAACAAUAGCUUUAGUGGGAAUAUUCCACCAGAAAUUGGCCUGUUGACAAAACUCAAUUUCCUCUAUCUGUACAACAACAAUUUCUCUGGAUCAAUUCCCUCAGAGAUAGGAAACUUGAAAGUGUUGAAAGAUUUAAGCAUUCACGACAACAAUCUCAGCGGAACAAUUCCCUCAGAGAUAGGAAACUUGAAAGUGUUGAAAGAUUUAAGCAUUCACGACAACAAUCUCAGCGGAACAAUCCCUCCAGAGAUUGGAAACAUGAGUUCCAUUGUUUACUUUGAUGUCUACGGAAACCUACUUGAAGGGGAGUUGCCAAAAACUAUUUCUCACCUCAGAAAACUGGAGUGGUUUUCCGUUUUCACUAAUAGGUUUUCGGGGACCAUUCCCAGUGAUUUCGGGAAGUAUAGUCCUAACUUGAGAUUUGUUAGUUUCGCAUGGAACAACUUCUCUGGAGAAUUGCCUCCCGAGUUGUGUAGUGGAUUUGCCUUGCAAGAAUUGAAAGUGCACUCGAACAACUUCACAGGCUCAUUGCCUGAGUGCUUGAGAAAUUGUUCUGCAUUAAAAUAUGUCCGGCUUGAAGUAAACCACUUCACCGGAAACAUUAACAAUGCAUUUGGUGUUCAUCCCCAUCUUGAAGUAAUUCAUCUUAGUCGCAACAAGUUCGUUGGUCAACUCUCACCACAAUGGGGAGAAUGCAAAAACAUCACGGAUAUGCAAAUGGACGGAAAUAGAAUUUCUGGGCAAAUCCCACCUGAGCUUGGUCAGCUGACACAAUUGCAGUAUCUAAACCUAGCCUCUAAUGAAUUCAGUGGGGAGUUUCCAGUUUCCAUUGGGAAUUCAAGCUUGUUGUUCACUCUUAAUCUCAGCAGGAACAACUUGAUGGGAACUAUUCCUCAUGUUCUAGGCAAAUUGACUAAGCUCGAGUGUCUUGAUUUGUCUGAUAAUAAUUUUACAGGGGUAUUACCAGCCGACCCUGGGACGUUUGAGCGUUUAACAAGCUUGAACAUAAGCCACAACAAUUUAUCAGGUGAGAUACCAGAAGAGAUUGGUAAUCUACCCCUACGGUACUUCUUGGACCUCAGCAGCAAUUCAUUCUCGGGAUCAGUACCAUCAAACCUUGCCAAGCUCAUAAUGCUGGAGAUUCUUAAUGUCUCACAUAACCAACUCUCAGGGAACAUCCCAACAACAUAUUCUAGAAUGGUUAGUCUUCUCGGCAUUGAUUUUUCUUACAACAACUUGACAGGUCCAAUCCCAACUGGUAGCAUUUUCCAAAAGAAGCUUCCGAAUAAUGCUUUCAUUGGAAAUAGUGGUUUGUGUGGUGAAACAGAGGGACUAACUCCAUGCAUUUCGGGUCCCAAAAAAUCCAACAAGAGAAUUCUUGUUGGCGUCCUUGUUCCCAUUUGUGGUUUAUUGCUAAUGGUGACCAUAUCUACUUUAAUCCUUAAGUUCUGCAAGAAAUCAAAGCUUGGAGAAAUCGAUCAUCCUAAGGUGUCUAAAUGUUUUGAUUCAAUUAUUUGGGGAAGACAUGGUAAACUUACAUUUUCUGAAAUCAUCACUGCCACCGAGAACUUUGAUGAAAAGUAUCUCAUUGGAACAGGAGGUUUUGGAAGUGUCUACAAGGCUGCGUUGGACAGAGGCAAAGUCGUUGCGGUUAAGAAAUUGAAUAUGUCAGCAGAUUCUAGUGACGACAUUCCAGAAUUGAAUCGCAAGAGUUUUGAGAAUGAGAUAAGAACUUUGACAGAAGUGAUGCACAGAAAUGUAAUAAAACUUUAUGGGUUCUGCUCCUGGAAGGGGUGCUUGUACUUGGUGUAUGAAUAUGCACAGAGAGGCAGUUUGAAAAUGGUAUUGUAUGGAGUGGAGGGCGAAGCAGAAGUACUUGGCUGGGGCACAAGGUUAAAAAUUAUGCAAGGAAUAGCUCAUGCUAUUUCUCACUUGCAUAAUGACUGCUCUCACCCAAUCGUUCACCGCGACAUAACUUUGAGCAACAUAUUACUAGAUCAGGAUUUCGUGCCACGCCUAUCAGACUUUGGAACAGCAAGACUAUUGAGCUCAGAUUCGUCAAACUGGACUGCUGUAGCAGGGUCUUAUGGCUACAUGGCUCCAGAGCUCGCUUUCACAAUGCAAGUGACAGAUAAGUGUGAUGUAUACAGCUUUGGAGUGGUAGCAUUAGAAAUCAUGAUGGGAAGGCAUCCAGGGGAGCUACUGACUUCUCUAUCGGAAAAUGGAGAUAUGCUUUUGAAGGAUUUGCUAGACCAACGACUUCGGUCACCUUCAAGUCAAUUAGCAGGGCGAGUGGUUUCCAUGGUAACAUUGGCCUUGGCCUGCAUCAGCACGAAUCCUGAUUCACGACCCACCAUGCAUUAUGUGGCAAAAGAACUAUCAUCCACCAAGACCUGGACUUGCCUCUAUGAGCCGUUGGGCACGAUAACCAUCAAUAAGUUGGCAAGUUGUCAUAAGACUCAUAACUAGAAUUGGCUGAAAUAAAAAAAGGGUUUAACAACUAAAUCCCUUCUCCAAAAUUGAAAGAGUCUUGCAUUUCCUCUAGUUUCUUGUUAUUUGGUGAAUAAAUAUAUUAUUCUAGUGCCAGGAAUGUAAGUAGUAUUAUAACUUGAGUUAGUUCUGCUCAUCAUGUCUUGUGGUAUAAAUUUCAAUUACAGUUUCUUUUGGCUUGCUUUCCCCUUUUGGUUUUCAAUUCUUGACAUACUAGAGAUCAUACCACAUUGAGGUUAUACAGCAGAGAGUUUCUCCUUGAGCUGUAUCAGUGCAAUAGACAUGGAGUAGCCGCAAGUU
Rosa chinensis is the source of this 4104-nucleotide messenger RNA. RefSeq names its product MDIS1-interacting receptor like kinase 2. The coding region runs from base 100 to 3783 and encodes 1227 amino acids. Gene Ontology annotation, molecular function: protein kinase activity; ATP binding; protein binding. NCBI's taxonomy places the organism in Eukaryota, Viridiplantae, Streptophyta, Magnoliopsida, Rosales, Rosaceae. Gene Ontology annotation, biological process: protein phosphorylation. The record is from RefSeq and is a predicted model, not a curated record. The transcript is spliced from 2 exons.